UCGGCAACUCUGACCUGGAAACCACCACCAUCACCUGCGCCAACUAUGCACCUAUUGCAUUCUACACCCUCGCGGGUGCAGUUUUCGCGAUUUUUCGUCGUGCCUCAUUAGCCUACUUAUCACUGUUGCCUGGGAAAAUUUUUGUUUUUAUAUGAUUACUCGUUAGCGAGACUGAAAUGAACACGAUCGGAGCUGAUGCUGGUGUCGUCGUCGGAUUAGCGGUGCUCUUCUCCGGGCUGCUUUUCGGCACUGGUGGGGCCAUUGAUUGCUUCAAGUGCGUGUCGAUCGGCGGCAGCAACGAGGCCUGCGACGAUCCGUUCCAGAACAAUGGCAGCGUCCACAUGCUGGAAUCGCCUUGUCUUGGUGGUCGCAAGGGCCGCGUCGGCCUGUUCCCCGCCACUGCGUGCAUCAAACUCGCCGGUGUCUACGCGGAUACCGGAGUCUCGCUGACGGUGCGAGCCUGUGCUCUGGACAGCGGUACCCUGACCACGGACACCGAGUUGAUACGCAUGUCGAAUUGCGGCGCGUUUUAUUUCGAAAACAGAUACCUGCGCGGCUGCGUGCAGUCCUGCAGUGACGCGGACGCCUGCAAUCGGGGGUCCACUCGUCCGUCGGCUUUGGCGUUCCGAGUGCUUGGGUGUCUCUUGCUGGGGUCGCUCUUGUCGGGCAUCUGCAUGUGCCUUGGUUGACAGAAAUUGGCUCUUAAUUUGUCGUUACAUUUGAAAAAAUUACCAGAUUUGUUGAUUUUUAAUUGGUAAUGUAUCGAAUAAAGGUUUUAUUAUGGUUUUUAA
Copidosoma floridanum is the source of this 791-nucleotide messenger RNA. RefSeq lists its product as uncharacterized. NCBI's taxonomy places the organism in Eukaryota, Metazoa, Arthropoda, Insecta, Hymenoptera, Encyrtidae. The record is from RefSeq and is a predicted model, not a curated record.